AUGGCAGCCACCGCGGAUCCCCUGGAAGCCUUCUACUUCGAGCACGAGGAGCAGCAGCGCAUUUGCGGCCAGCCGGUGAGCCCCAUCACAGAUGGCUUCGACGCGAACUAUCCCAGUGUCGUGGAUCGCUUCUUCACACGCUACUACUACAUCCGAGCCAACGCCGCCUACCAGGUGCUGUACCACUCCAACCGCAUCUGUCUUAUCUGCCUGGCGCCCUCGCAUCCCGCUCUGGCCCAAGGCAUUUCCACGCUCAGUUUCGAUGUGGGGAACGUGGAUCGCAGCCAGAACGUGGUCAAGGGCAAAGGCAAGAAGGGCGGCAUGAUCCUGCAGGCGGACUCUACGCUGGCGCUGCUCACCACGGAGACGGGACAGACCUACAAGAUACCUAGCUGCAUACGCGGCAAGCUGGUGGAGGUUAACGCUGCUCUGGUUGCGGAGCCCAAGCUGCUGGAACAGCUGCCCGAGGGUGCCGGCUACUUUGCCAUUCUGCUGCCCAAAAUCGAAAACUGCGACUUGAUCAAGGAGAAGCUGUUGACGCAGGAGCAGUACGAGGAGUACUUGAAGACAAACAAAGAGGAGUUGGCCACUUGACUACGUCCCUGACUA
Drosophila subobscura is the source of this 609-nucleotide messenger RNA. RefSeq names its product protein Abitram. NCBI's taxonomy places the organism in Eukaryota, Metazoa, Arthropoda, Insecta, Diptera, Drosophilidae. The record is from RefSeq and is a predicted model, not a curated record. Gene Ontology annotation, biological process: regulation of actin filament polymerization; dendrite morphogenesis; regulation of filopodium assembly. Gene Ontology annotation, molecular function: actin monomer binding; actin filament binding. Gene Ontology annotation, cellular component: lamellipodium; filopodium tip; dendrite.